Chelonia mydas (Green sea turtle) is the source of this 7066-nucleotide messenger RNA. RefSeq names its product solute carrier family 43 member 2 (gene SLC43A2). The transcript is spliced from 15 exons. Bases 298 to 2013 code for a protein of 571 amino acids. The record is from RefSeq and is a predicted model, not a curated record. Gene Ontology annotation, molecular function: L-amino acid transmembrane transporter activity; neutral L-amino acid transmembrane transporter activity. NCBI's taxonomy places the organism in Eukaryota, Metazoa, Chordata, Testudines, Cheloniidae. Gene Ontology annotation, biological process: neutral amino acid transport; transmembrane transport.
GGCUGCACCUUGUGCCAGGUGACAUGCGGGUUCUGUGAGUGGGGAAGUGCAUGAAGGGGCCAGGGGUUCAGGGUUCUGCCCAUCACUGCAGCAUUAGGCUCAAGCUUCCUGUUAGUAAAUUGGGUCAGACCCUCCAUGCUGGGUGUGAGCCAGGAGGAAGAGACCUUAUAAGUUUGGACUUGCUCUAGAUCCAGUAAUCACAGGCAGCCUUGACGUUCCUGACUUUUCCUCAUGACCUUCUCUCCCUCAUCAUAAUUAAAGUUUAGAUACUAGAGAAAUAAGUCCUCACGUGUUGCAAUGGCUCCCACACUUGCUACUGCGCAUCGGCGACGCUGGUGGAUGGCAUGCACAGCUGUUGUAGAGAAUCUUCUCUUCUCUGCUGUUCUUCUGGGCUGGGCAUCACUGCUCAUCAUGCUGAAAUCUGAAGGAUUUUACUCCUACCUAUGUCAUGAACCAGAUAAUUUUACCACCAACUCUACACAUGGAAACAGGACAGAGCAGGAAGCUGUGAUUCGGAUCAAUGGGUGGCUCAUCUGCCAGGAGCAGGAUGAAAUGUUGAACCUGGCUUUUACUAUUGGAUCCUUCUUGCUGAGUGCAAUCACUCUGCCUCUUGGGAUUGUCAUGGACAAAUAUGGCCCUCGCAAACUGCGUCUGCUUGGCAGUGCCUGCUUUGCUGUGUCCUGUGUGAUGAUUGCAUAUGGAGCUAGUAACCCAAAUUCACUGUCAGUGCUGAUCUUCAUCUCACUGGCUCUGAAUGGCUUUGGUGGAAUGUGCAUGACCUUUACCUCACUUACGCUGCCCAACAUGUUUGGUGAUCUUCGUUCCACGUUCAUUGCUCUGAUGAUUGGCUCAUACGCGUCUUCGGCUGUCACUUUUCCUGGAAUCAAGGUUAUAUAUGACUUUGGUGUCUCUUUCAUCCUCAUUCUGAUUGUCUGGGCAUCCUGUGCAGGGCUAGUUUUCUUCAACUGUUUCUUCAACUGGCCACUGGAGCCAUUCCCAGGACCAGAAGACAUGGACUACACAGUGAAGAUCAAGUUCAGCUGGCUGGGAUUUGACCACAAAAUUACAGGGAAACAGUUUUACAAGCAGGUGACCACAGUGGGACGUCGUCUGAGUGUGGGGAGCUCCAUGAAGAAUGCCAAGGAGCUGGCAGCUCAAGAGGGAAACAAACUCUGUCUAUCAACAGUGGACCUGGAAGUGAAGUGUCAAGCAGACGAUGCAGCAUCUCCGUCCUUUAUGCACAGUGUCUUCAGCCCCAUUUUGCUACUCAGCCUCAUCACCAUGUGCGUCACUCAGCUGCGGCUCAUUUUCUACAUGGGGGCCAUGAACAACAUCCUGGGAUUCCUUGUGGAGGGAGACCUGGAGACAGUGAUGGAUACAGUGAGCCUCUAUACCUCUGUUUUUGGGGUGUUGCAGCUGCUCUGCUUGAUGACUGCCCCCAUGAUUGGAUACAUCAUGGACUGGAAGCUGAAGGAGUGUGAUGAUGGCUCAAAAGAGGCUGACGAGAGUGAUGUUAAUCAAGAUGGUAAAAAAAAGAAAAAACGUGAUCGCCAGAUUCAGAAGAUUUCCAAUGCCACAAGAGCUUUUGUGUUCACCAACAUACUACUAGUUGGAUUUGGAAUUACCUGUCUCAUUCCUAACCUGCCUUUGCAGAUCCUUUCCUUCAUUUUGCACACAAUUGUGAGAGGAUUCAUUCACUCAGCAGUGGGAGGCCUCUAUGCAGCUGUAUACCCCUCAACGCAGUUUGGCAGCUUGACGGGACUGCAGUCUUUGGUCAGUGCCCUCUUUGCUCUUCUGCAGCAGCCCUUGUUCCUGGCAAUGAUGGGACCAUUGAAAGGAGACCCUCUUUGGGUGAAUGUGGGGCUUCUUGGAGUGAGUAUGCUGGGCUUCUGCCUGCCGGUCUAUCUGAUCUGGUAUAAACGCAGGCUAGAAAGAGAGAAACAGCAGAGAAGUGACGAUGCCAAACUCUUCCUCAAAAUCAAUGGCACUCCCAACGAGGAAGCCUUUGUUUAAGCCAGUGCUUCAAACACUGCCUCCUCUUCACGAGUUCCCCUACCACUUCAAUGGGUCUACCUCUGGCCCAAGUCAUGAUCCUUCUCUCCAUGCUCUGCCAGCUUCACACAGCAUGAUCAGCUGCCUUAGAGUGAAGACGGAGUAUGUUUCUAAGACGUAUAUGCCAGGAGGAGGCCUCCCUCUUCUUCUUUCCUUUUCUAAAAGCUACACAGAUCACAAAUUGAAUGAGCUGAAGCCUGCCCUAACUGGCACUGUCUUGGCUGCAGGAGAAUGACAUUUUACUCACCAUUACCAAGCUUGGCUACAGGACUGUAGUCCCUUGCUUGAAAACCCUGUGCUGUGAACAUUGGAAAGGGGAAUUAGUGCUGUGUCUUGCAGAAGUAGAUUUUCAGUUCAUUGCUAAACACUAAUCUCUGAUGCUGAAACUUUUUCUCCAUAUAAUGUAAAGAGAUGGUUAGUGAGCAAUGGAUUCUGCCACAUGUGCCAAAAUGAAGGGUCCAGUUGACUGCUCUUCCCCCUCACCACCCUCCAGCAGCCUGGGAGUCCUCUACCCCAGCCUGUAAGCUUUGUCUACAUGGUAAGAUGUCUGUUGUCUUGAACCAUUCAGCUGGAAACUGGAUCUUGUCUGAAGUGCUUUAGGAAGUGUUGCCUUUCUUCUUCUCCUCUCCCUGCAGUGGUCCUAGGAGAGGAGCAGCAGCUGGUAGUUUGGAGAUAAUCUUUGAUUAGAGCUGAAAGGCUUUUUCAAAACUGGGUCCUAUGGUGCAAAACAACUUUUUCUGUUUCUAGGUGCUGGUUUUGUUGAUUUGUCUUACUGUUGAAAAGAACCAACAGUGCAGAACGGGACUUGCAUGUAGUAACUGGAUCCUGUGACCACAUGGAAGAUUGACAUGGUUAGACAAUUUCACUAAGUCUCAGCAGGACCUCCCAGCAGUAGCCUCUUAACCUCCUGUGCUCAGAUAACAGCCCCCUUUGAGAGAAUCCAACACUCUGAACUGCUGAACACCAACUUACCUGUAGCUGACCAAAAGCUUCUGGUUGGCCGUGCAAGAGGAGCCUCCUAGGAUGUCUGUGCUCUUUCUGGACAGGACAGAUAGAGAUCACUGACUGUGUGGUUGGGUAGACUUCACAGAAAAAUAAGUGGACUUGGGGGUACCCGAGGAGGUCUCCGCUCAGACAUGGAGGGGAAUACAAAGGGAAUUCUUGGCCUGCUUAUCUCUUCUAGCCAUGCCUUUCCUGGGCCUUGUCUACACUGGACUCUGUUUUUCCAUAACCUUCCUGCUAUUGCUAUCAGUGACUCAGCUCUACAGUGGGAGCACUAGUGCACACAGGCUGCCUGUGUUCCAUCUCGACCUGCUCUGAACAGGAUUACACAACCCUGGGUAAAGGCCAGUGGGUGGUAUGCUUAACACUCCUAUUGGCUGGGCUGAGCUGAGCUGGUACUUGUGAUAGUGGGGAGAUUAUGGAAAACCCUGAGUCUGGUGUUCUAUAGCAAAUGCAGUAGUGGUGCUUUCUCAGUCUUACAAUAUCUCCGAUGCCUGGCACAGGGGAGAGUUUCUUGAACGUCCCCUCUAAACCAGGCAGGAAAAGCACAAGACUCUGCUGUCACUGUCCAGUAACUCCAAACUGGGAUUAAGAGACAAUGGUGCAUCUGAAUGCUCUGUCGGAAGUGACCUUGGAUCUGGGGGGGAAGAGGGGGAGUUUGUCAGAAUGGAAAGCUAACAGCUUUGCUAUACAGGAUUAAAACAUUCAGGUGAGCAGACUACCCGAACCCUUUCCAUUUAAAGAGUAAGCUCUGCAGGUAUUUUGAAUGGCACCAUGGAAAAGAAUCACUUUGUUAGAAUCCUUAACAGACUCAUCUGGUUAGUUAGGUUGCCAGUGCAUAAUGAUUGAGCAGCAGCGCCCUCUGGUGUUAAGGUAUUGUAAAAUCCCAUAUGCUAUUUACAAAACAAUGACAAAACAUUUAUUUCAGAUCUGCUUGCCUGUUUUGAAUAGAUUCCUGCCACUUAACGAGUAUAUUUUAAACACUUGUGGGUUUUUACAUGUUGCCUUCAUCAGUUGUCACACUUCAAAAGCAACCAUGUCUUAUGCUCUAAUACUGCAUCAAUGCAAAAGUACUUUAUUCUAUUCUGGUGGCUUCUUACAAGUUUGAGGAGCUUUGGAGAUGUGUUACUGCCCUUUUCAGCUUUUUUUUUUCUUGUGUCAAGCAACAAUUAGGGAGCACAGCUCAACUUGGCAAUUUAGGUCUUAAACAGUAGAGAAAAUUUGCAUAUGUGCUUGGAAGACAUACCAGCAAUAAUUUAAUUUCCUUGUAAUGAGAAUAUUUCUGGAUGGUUUUCUGUAGAUUUCUGCAUCCUGUACUGCCAAGUGUUGCUACACCUAAAUGCUCUGAUAUUGCACACCUGCUCACUCCAGGACUGUUUACUCAACAAGGAAAGAUCAGCUCACAUAUUGCAUCAGAUUUUUAGUAAAAUCUUUGAGUUGGAAUUGUGGCAUGAACUGCAGUCAGCUCAUCCCAUCAGCUUUGAAGAAUAAUGUGGUAAAGACAGAGACCUAAUUUUCAAAAGCGACUACUGAUUUUAGAUGCCCAAUAUGAGAGAGUUUAAAGGGGCCCAAUUUUCAGAAAGUGUUGAACGCCCACCCUCCCUAAAGCAGGCCCCUUUAAACUGUCUCUGAGCAUCCAGUUAGUGGGUGCUUUUGAAAAUUGCAGCCAGAAUCCUUAGUUCCACACCUUACAAAUGCAGACAGUCUGAGAAUUGCAGCCUGCCAGCUGCAUGACCUUACAGCUUACUGUAUGACCUUACUGCAUGGAAACCUUAACAGGGGUCUCAAAUUCAUUAGAGGAGAGCCCAAGAUUCCAUGUUUAAUCAUGGUAAGGGGACUCGGAUGUAAAUUCAGGGGGGCGUAUUCCUCUUGAUCCACAGCAGAGACCACAUUGAUGUUUCUGGGAGGCUUACACAGAAAUCGGGACAAUACAGCCUUUAUGGAGUAACUAAACAUUUAUUCUUGCAUUUACAUCCCCACUGCAAUGACUGAUUCCCUCCUGUGGAGGGCUUCUCUCCAACCCUAUUCCAUUUGCUGAAAUGAUCAGCAAUGCAAUCAUUAACAUACAGUAUGUUGACAUUGAUGUGUGAUCUCUAGGCUUUAGAACUGAUACCCUAUUCACUUGAAUAGAAGGCAGAGGAAUUCUGCACUCAUUUAGGCUAGAAACAUCAUUUACCAAAAAAUUAAACUGAGAUUGUGGGGAAUCUAGUUACAGUGCUCUCAUGAAUUAAAGUUACCUGGACCAGAUCUGGCCACAACUGUUUGAUACCCUAGCUUUAUAAGAUGCUUUAAAAUAUUUAAUAUUGUAAAGGGCUCAGAUACUAUGGUGAUGAGUGUGGUAUAAAUGCUGAGAAACAAGAGACUUUCAUGUCUAUAUGUAAAGGUCUAACAGGACAACCAAAAUACUCUCGUCCCUACAGUGGUGAAUAUGGUCCUUACCUGUGUAUCAUGGAACUGUAUUCUGCUAGGACGCUCAUACUUAACAUGUCUUGCUAUCCUAAAUUAAGCUGCCCAUGAACAUGUUUCCUUAACAGCAGAGUGAGUUUAAUGAGAUAUUUGUCCUCAGUCUGUCCGGCAGCAUGAUCCAGAGAAGAAACCCUAAUACACGUGCACAGCCCCUUUAAAUGCAUUAAUGUUGAAAUUCUGGGCAAAUGAGUUGCAUUAAUUUCAUAAUCUCCAAUUGCUAGAAAAAAACCUCUUUUCUAGCGUUCAGAUGCUUUCUGUGCAUCACUCACAACUCCAUGCACUUCCAAUCCAAAAAGACACAGCUCAUCUCAUCAGUGUAUGUCCCCUGAAUGUCUGAAAACAGAAAACUGGACACCACCCUGGUCUGCAAAUGCUUGUUGCUAUGAUGUGGAUGUGUUUCCAAGUCUGUGUUUAAGUGGUGCCUGUAUAGAAGGUGUGCAUGCAUUUUGGGGUGACUCCUGGCAUUGAUAGGGGUACUUUUUUGGAUAUGAUUGGUCUUUUUAUUUAGGAUUCUGAAAAUCAAAAGCUGUAUUGAAAACCAGGCUUUAACGUAUAACUGAUUGGCCAGUGGAUAUUUGCAAAAAACAAAGGCAAACUUUGCUGAGAGUUUCAUUCUGACCUAAACACUUUUGCAGUAAUUAAUAUAACAGCCCCUAACAUAGUGAGAGUGGCCUCUACUCCACAGGUCUUUUAGAGGAAAACUGCAAAAUAAUGAGAUUAUAAUUAAAACAUCACUAAAGUAUGGGUAAAGUAGAAAGCUUCCAUUUUGACAAGCUGACUAGUUUAGGAGACAAAAAUUGGAAUGCAGGACAAAGCAGAUACUUACAAUAUUUUUGCAGCUACACCUUUCAGUGAUACUUCCCUGGCUGCCUGUAUCCACUGAAUAUGUAUUCCAAUCUAGAAGUCUAGAGGAGUUGUUAUGAAUUUAUUAAUCUACAUCACUAGAUAAGUGCUUCUGCUGGGAAGUGGCAGUAAAACAGCACCUUUCAAUUAAAACUUCACAACAUUCACUUCUGUGGAACUAACUGAAACAGUGACUGCUUUUAUAGAUACAUAUUCUUAUCUACCCCAUUUCUGUGCUCACUUCAACACCCACUGUCCUGCACUGUACCCAAUCCUUUUCUUUCUGUUGUCCUCUUUUUUUCACAUUCUUGGAACAACUUCCCAUGUGCCAAGCAAACCUCCCUUUACUUCCUCUAAACCCAUUUCUUCUCUUCACCCUUGAAGCAUUAAUCCCCUCCCAGUGCUGUGUGCAUUCCUCUUAUGCCUUUUGUAUUUGUCUGAGUUAUACUGUAUGUUCCUUGGGGCAGGGUCUGUGUCAUCUUAUGUGUUUGUAAAGUGAUGUGUAUUCUUACAGUAAUCUAAAUAAUAAAUAUGGUAUUAAACUAAUCAGUAUAGUCUUUUUGAGGCUGAGCAUCAUAAAGGUACCACCUUGAUCUCUUUGGGGGGGAGGGGCAGGAGAUGUAAGCAUAGACAUUACACAACACCUUCUGCCAAAUGGCUUGUACUGCAGUUUAACCAAAGAGGCACUUGCCCAUCCUGUCUU